UUAAAUGACCGCAGACCAGUAAAGCAAGCCAAAACGACUUAGCUUUGGCGUCGCGGUGACUCUUCAAUACAAAAACGAGGUAGUUUCGAGUUUUUUUGUUGGAAAAGUGGUCCUUAACUUCCUUAAAAACUGAGAUCAAAGCAAAGCUAAGCUAAAGAAGCCCUUGAAGAAAAACAACAGCAGCAACAAGAAGAAGUUUUCUCGGGGUUACGGGGCUGAUUUUCUUGUAUUCUUCAAGAAAUAAGUCGAGGUUUUAAUUUCUGUUCUGACUAGUGAGAUAAAGUCGGGUUCUUUUUGAGGAAAAAGAAAAGUUGGGGUUUUGACAUUUUGAUGUUUGAAGUAAAGAUCCAAUUUUGAAGGGAGAGAGGGAGUUAUUAGAGAGAUGCAGACAGAGGCAAGAGUAGGAGUGGUGGUAGAGGGAGGGCCAAGGGCUCUUAAUUCACAGCCGAAGCAGCACAAGCCAUUGCAGCAACAGCAUCAGCAAUCGCAGAUCGGAACAGUUUCGCAACUUGUAGCUGGUGGAGUUGCGGGUGCACUAAGCAAGACUUGCACUGCACCUCUUGCACGCCUCACCAUACUCUUUCAGGUGCAAGGCAUGCACUCAGAUGUUGCAACAUUGAGGAAAGCUAGUAUAUGGCACGAGGCUUCUCGAAUUAUUCGAGAGGAAGGAUUUAGAGCUUUUUGGAAAGGGAAUCUUGUUACAAUUGCUCAUCGGCUUCCUUACUCGUCUGUCAACUUCUAUGCAUACGAGCGCUAUAAAGAGUUGCUACACAUGAUUCCUGGCCUUGAAAGCAGUAGAGAAAACAUGGGCAGAGACCUGCUUGUACAAUUUGUUGGUGGUGGUUUGGCAGGAAUAACAGCAGCAUCUGCUACAUAUCCAUUGGAUCUUGUAAGGACACGCCUAGCAGCGCAGAUAAAUGUGAUCUACUAUAGAGGUAUUUGGCAUGCAUUACAAACAAUUAGCAGAGAAGAAAGUGUUUUUGGCCUCUACAAGGGACUUGGAGCCACACUUUUGGGCGUUGGACCCAGUAUAGCUAUCAGCUUCUCAGUGUACGAGAGCUUACGAUCGUUUUGGCAUUUGCACAGGCCCCAUGAUGCUAAUGUUGCCGUGAGUCUGGCUUGUGGCAGUCUUUCAGGCAUUGCAUCCUCAACUGUUGAUUCCAUAAUAGGGUGGCACUACUCCCAGGUGAACUAGUGCUGUUCUCUCAGUUACCAUUUGUGAGAGCUAUCCUCUUUGAGCAACAUUUCCUCUUGAUCUUGUGAGACGCCGGAAGCAAUUGGAAGGAGCAGGUGGACGGGCUCCUGUUUAUACCACAGGUCUUCUUGGUAUAUUCAAGCAAAUAAUCCAGACUGAGGGUUUCCGGGGUCUAUACAGAGGCAUUAUGCCUGAAUACUACAAGGUUGUGCCUGGUGUUGGUAUCUGUUUUAUGACGUAUGAGACUCUAAAAUUGCUUUUAGCAGAUGUUACUCCCAAAUUAUAGUUUCUGUGAACGCCUCAGGGUGUUUGCCUUGCAGCUGAAGGGAUGAGCUGUUGAAUUGUCAAGUAGCAGAAUUGUUCAUCUUAUUUCAUGGAUUUCCUCUCGGUGCAUAAUUUUGUUAUGCUAUCAUUGGGGUACAUUGUCCCAUGUAGAUAGACCAAACCUAAAUCUGAUUUCAAGUGUACUCAUCAUAGCGCUCACAAUUCUCAAAGAAAGUAAUACUAACGGUGAUCAAUAUUUUUUUCCAGUUCAGUUAGUCUAAUUUGUCAUUGCCUUGUCUCUUUUUUUUCGUGCAUUCAUUCGCUGCUAUUUUUAACGGAUUAGGCUGGGGACAUUUGCUGUUUUCAUGUCACUAGCUUGAGGGAUUUUAUGGCGUUGCGGUUAUCACAGCUCCUGUCGCCUUUUUUGCAGCUGCUCUUUCUGCCUGUCUAACUGCAGGUUGUAUUUUGCAACGAGAGUAUUGGUCAAAUCAGACAGGUUUAGCUGAUAGUUGCUAUAAAUGUUUCCCCAAUGUUGUGUUCAGGCAUUUUUGUCAGUCAUUGUAACCAUCAUGUCAGUUUUCAUGUAAUGUUAUUGGAUUGCACUGCGCCAAACAGCUAAUAUAUUUCUGUCAUUUUUCAAGCA
Populus euphratica (Euphrates poplar) is the source of this 2102-nucleotide messenger RNA. RefSeq names its product mitochondrial substrate carrier family protein B-like. Bases 383 to 1195 code for a protein of 270 amino acids. Gene Ontology annotation, biological process: transmembrane transport. The transcript is spliced from 8 exons. The record is from RefSeq and is a predicted model, not a curated record. NCBI's taxonomy places the organism in Eukaryota, Viridiplantae, Streptophyta, Magnoliopsida, Malpighiales, Salicaceae.